Molecule: messenger RNA, 2373 nt
Organism: Paralichthys olivaceus (Japanese flounder)
Lineage: Eukaryota; Metazoa; Chordata; Actinopteri; Pleuronectiformes; Paralichthyidae
Gene: gpr85
Product: G protein-coupled receptor 85
Biological process (GO): G protein-coupled receptor signaling pathway
Cellular component (GO): plasma membrane
Molecular function (GO): G protein-coupled receptor activity
Source: RefSeq, a predicted model, not a curated record
GUGGAGGAAAAAGGGGGGCAGGCAACAACCCAGGCUUUUUUUUACAAAACGGCUAAAAAACAAGGGAGCAGUGCAAAGUGAAGUCCUCCUAUAGGAGGGACACGAUAUAGGAUUAUCAACAGGUAGGAUUUGAAUUGAUCUGGUGAUCGGCUGUAUCUCCAUCCUCCCUCUCUCCAUCCCUCGCUUUCUCUCGCCUCUUUUUUUUUUUCUCUUUUCCCGGCCUUGUCUUGUGUGGCGGCGGCUGCGUCUCCAUCCCUGGGUGAAUUCAUACAAAUAGCGGGGACAUGAUGGGGAUUAAUGUCAUUAUUCUAGUGUAAUGGACGCGCGGACCCGCUGCGCCGUUGUGCUUCAUCCAGCCGACCGGGGCGCAAGGACGAUGGUUUUACCCUGCUGUGUUUUUUCACUGGGAUCCAUCGGAUUCAGACGCGCGUAAAAAAAAAACACGACUGACAAUCGGAGGACGCAUUAAAACGCGUGUGAUGAGACAAAGGAACAAAGGAUGCCUUAGGGGAGAGGUUGCCUAUAUGCCUGGAAACCUCUUCAAAGCACAUCGCCAAAUGGAUCUAACGCCUCCCCCCGCCACCUCUAGAUCAUGAUACUUGGCUGAAGCUAUUCCGCUAUCUUUAUGAUCCCUCCUCCAUCUAUGGCGAACUAUAGUCAUGCAGGGGACCACACCAUCUUGCAGAAUGUCUCUCCUCUCGCCACGUUCCUCAAAUUGACCUCCCUGGGUUUCAUAAUCGGUGUCGGCGUGGUUGGAAACCUCCUGAUCUCCAUCCUGCUGGUCAAAGACAAGAGCCUGCACCGGGCACCCUACUAUUUCCUGCUGGACCUGUGCGCCUCCGACAUCCUGCGCUCCGCCAUCUGCUUUCCCUUCGUCUUCACUUCGGUCAAGAAUGGGUCGGCCUGGACGUACGGCACGCUGACUUGCAAAGUUAUCGCCUUCCUGGGUGUGCUCUCCUGUUUCCACACAGCCUUCAUGCUGUUCUGUGUCAGUGUCACCCGCUACCUGGCCAUUGCUCAUCACCGUUUCUACACCAAGAGGCUCACCUUCUGGACCUGCCUCGCCGUCAUCUGCAUGGUGUGGACGUUGUCGGUGGCUAUGGCGUUCCCGCCAGUGCUAGAUGUAGGGACGUACUCUUUUAUCCGGGAGGAGGACCAGUGCACAUUCCAGCACCGCUCCUUCAGGGCGAACGAUUCGCUGGGCUUCAUGCUCCUGCUGGCGCUCAUCCUCCUGGCCACACAGCUGGUUUACCUCAAGCUCAUCUUUUUUGUCCAUGACCGUCGAAAGAUGAAGCCUGUCCAGUUCGUGCCUGCCGUCAGCCAGAACUGGACCUUCCACGGGCCGGGUGCCAGCGGGCAGGCAGCGGCCAACUGGCUGGCUGGAUUUGGCCGUGGCCCCACCCCACCUACUUUGCUGGGCAUCAGGCAGAACAGCAACGCAGCGGGCCGCAGGCGUCUACUGGUGUUGGAUGAGUUCAAAACGGAGAAGAGGAUUAGUAGGAUGUUCUACAUCAUGACGUUUUUCUUCCUGGCUCUGUGGGGGCCCUAUCUGGUUGCCUGCUACUGGCGGGUGUUUGCAAGGGGCCCCGUGGUCCCUGGGGGCUACCUGACGGCAGCCGUGUGGAUGAGCUUUGCCCAGGCGGGGGUCAACCCUUUCAUCUGCAUCUUCUCCAACAGGGAGCUCCGGCGCUGCUUCAGCACGACGCUCCUCUACUGCAGAAAAUCCAGGUUACCAAGGGAACCCUACUGCGUUAUAUGAAGGUUUUGCUGUGGGUUUUUUCUCAUCUAUGUCUCUAUUUCCCUGAUUGAUCUUGAUGUGGGCUCGGUCCCACUGUACAGUGCACUCUCUCUUUCUAUCUCUCUUCUCUUCAUCCUCCAGUUUUUCCUCUCGUUCCUCCUUCUGCGAACCCCUUUUUCAGAGGUGGAAGGUGAACAACCAAUCACGAGGCUCCGCUGGAGGUGAUUGAGUGUGAAAUGUAUCAAACAUGGAGGCUGAAGGGAAUGGGAAAUGCGCAGGAGGUCUCUCUGGAUCCCCCUCCUGUGUUUAUGUUCUAGUAAACAGACAUUGUUGGAAGGCCAUGCCAAUGCAGAGAAGCAAAAAGCUUGAAAAAAAAAGAAAAGAUUUGACGAGAACAAUGAAAACUAAACCUCUUUCUUUGGAUUUGAAGAUGCGUUAUUCUGUGAGGUGUAAAAAUGAAAAGAAAAAGAAAAAAAACGACAAAACAAAGAAAUGAUACCUCUCAAGGAAUCACUGGAAAUGUUUUACAUUUUUAAGAGUUGCACUAAAAAGAAGAUGUAAAGAUGCUUUUUUUGGUCAACAGUUGCCCGUUGCGUUUGCAAGGACAACUUUUUCUUCUUUUUUUGUGUGUGUGU